Messenger RNA from Dioscorea cayenensis subsp. rotundata (Guinea yam), 2684 nucleotides. RefSeq names its product pentatricopeptide repeat-containing protein At1g79490, mitochondrial. The record is from RefSeq and is a predicted model, not a curated record. The transcript has a single exon. Gene Ontology annotation, molecular function: protein binding. The coding region runs from base 21 to 2366 and encodes 781 amino acids. Lineage: Eukaryota; Viridiplantae; Streptophyta; Magnoliopsida; Dioscoreales; Dioscoreaceae.
ACUUCCCCAAGAAACCAACAAUGCUCCUCCGUUCCCGCACCCAUCUCUUCCUACGCCGUUCCCAAACCCUCAUAAACCCUACCCUCCCACGCUGCCUUUUCUCCUCCGGCGACCGCUCCGCCCCUUGGACCGACGAAAUCCUCUACCUCGACGAAUCCGGUUCCGUUCUCGACUCCGCCCUCGGCGUCCGCCCCGUCGACCCCUCCCUCGACUCCCACCUUCUCGUUGGCCAUCUCCGUCAACCACUCUCCUCCUCCGCCGCCGUCUCCAAGCUCGUCGAGCUCUCCCUCCGAUGGCGUUGGGGCCCCGACCUCGACUCCCACCUCGAUCUCCUCCCUUUCUCUCCCUCCUCAUCCCUUCUCGCCCGCGCCCUCCCUCUUAUCCCCAACUCUGACUCCUCCUUCGCUCUCUUCCGCUGGGCUCGCCGCAACCCUUCCUUCCGCCUCUCCGACGAGCUCCUCUCCCUCCUCCUCGAUCGCUUCAUUUCCAUCUCCGACUUUCCCUCCAUCCAAUCCCUCUUUGACGAUGCUCUCAAAACCCUAGAUUCCAAUCCCCAUCCCUUCUCCUCCUCCCUCAACCGCGCCAUCCAACACCUGGCCAUGGCCUCCAACCUCGAGAUCGCCUACUGCUGCUUCAAAAAGCUCAAAGACGACCCCAACUACGCCGAUCAAAUCACCACCAAAACCUACAACUCUCUCAUCACCCUCUUCCUCUCCAAAGCCCUGCCUUACAAGGCCUUCGAGAUCUAUGAAUCAAUGGAAGCCUCUGGUUGUUCUCUGGAUUCCUCCACUUACGACCUCAUGAUCCCCAGCCUCGCCAAAUCCGGCCGUCUCGAUGCCGCUCUCCGCCUCUUCAACGACCUCAAAUCCCGCUGUUCCGCCGGACCUCGCCCGGGCUUCCCAAUCUAUGCCGCACUCAUCGACUCCAUGGGCAAAGCAGGGAGGCUUGAUGCCGCCGUGAAGCUCUAUCAAGAGAUGAAGCUGGCCGGGUUCAAGCCCUCUGUCACAAUGUAUGUCUCUAUGAUUGAAUCCAUGGUGAAAGCCGGCAAGCUCGAUGCUGGAAUGUCUCUGUGGGAUGAAAUGAAGAUUGCCCGAUUCCGGCCAAACUUUGGGCUUUACACUCUAAUGGUAGAGACUCAGGCAAAGUCCGGGCGGCUCGAGGCUGCCUGUUCGAUCUUCUCCGAUAUGGAGAAAGCCGGGUACCUCCCAACACCAUCUACCUAUGCUUGCCUCAUUGAACUGCACUCCUCUGCCGGGAAUGUCGACAAUGCCAUGAAGCUCUACAAUUCUAUGACCAAUGCAGGGUUGAAGCCAGGAUUGACUACUUACACUUGCUUGCUGAGUGUUUUAGCUAACAAGAAGCUGAUUGAUUUGGCUGCCAAGGUUUUGCUUGAGAUGAAGUCUUUGGGGUUCAGUGUUGAUGUGAAUGCAAGUGAUGUGUUGAUGAUUUAUAUCAAGGAUGGAUCAACGGAAUUGGCGUUGAAAUGGCUUAGGUUCAUGGGAUCAGCAGGUAUUAGGACGAAUAACUUCAUUGUAAGGCAAUUGUUUGAGUCUUGUAUGAAGACGGGGCUGUAUGACUCCGCUCGGCCAUUGCUCGAGAUGUAUGUCAAUUCAGCUGCAAAGGUUGAUUUAAUACUCUACACUUCGAUACUCGCACAUUCAGUGAGGUGCCAGAAUGAGAAGAAUGAGAAGGCUAUAAUGGAUAUAAUGAGCGUGACGAGGCACAAAGCGCAUGAGUUCAUGUGCGGGCUGUUCACCGGGCCGGAGCAGAGGAAGAAGCCAGUGCUCUCGUUCGUCAGGGAGUUCUUCCAAGGUAUUGAUUACGAGACAGAGGAGAGCGCGGCAAGGUAUUUUGUCAAUGUGCUUCUGAAUUACUUGGUUUUGAUGGGGCAGAUGAAUCGUGCUCGAUGUGUUUGGAAAGUGGCAUAUGAGCACAAGUUGUUCCCUAAAGCCAUUGUGUUUGAUCAGCAUAUUGCUUGGUCACUUGAUGUGCGAAAUUUAUCAGUAGGGGCAGCUCUGGUGGCCGUAGUCCACACAUUGCACAGGUUCAGGAAGAGGAUGCUGUACUAUGGUGUCGUGCCACGGCGGAUCAAAUUGGUGACAGGAUCAACUCUGAAGAUGGUUGUCGCACAGGUUCUUGCGUCGGUGGAGUCACCAUUUGAGGUGAGCAAAGUUGUGUUGAGAGCCCCCGGGGAUUCGGUGCUUGACUGGUUUAAGAAGCCAAUUGUGCAGCAGUUCUUGUUGAAUGAUAUACCAUCAAGGGCCGAUGUUCUAAUGCAUAAACUCAAUGUAUUGUUUCCAAGUUCUGCGCCGGAUGUUCGAUCGCUUUCUCCAGUGAAGCCACUGGUUAUGUCCAGGAUGAUGUGAUGAAGCAAUGAGUAUGGUGAUGUUUGUCUGCAGAUUUAUAAGUAGUGCUGAUGCAGAUUUUGGUAACUAAAUUAUAUAUAUAUAUAUAUAUACACUUGAGAGGUCUCUGAGUAUGAUGAACAAAGUUUUGAGAGAAUGGCAUUGAUGCUAAUUGUUGACUAUGUAUAAUCCCCGCUGGGAUGCGUGUAAGGGACAAGUAUUUCACAUAAAAAUGACAAACCCUGACAUAUCAAAUUUGUCAACGACAACAAACAAUAGCCUCUACUACAGUCAGAAACCUAUAAUUCCUUUAUACUAUGAAAUUAAAUAUUCGCACAU